UUAUUCUACUUUGGAUCUUCGCAUCUUUGCCUGGUGUCCACGAGGCGCUGCGAGGAAGAAUCGCGAUCGAUGAUUUCUCUUUUCGCGGCGAUCUCCUCUCGAUAGCUCCCGAUAUGGCCGCCGAUGCGGCAAAUCCCUCCUCCCCGGCCGCGCCAAUGCCGAUCCGCGCCGCCGAGAUCCAUCCCCAGCACUGGAUUCCCGACGAGAGGGAUGGAUUUAUUUCGUGGCUGAGGGGCGAAUUCGCGGCCGCCAAUGCGAUUAUCGAUGCGCUUUGCCAGCAUUUGCAGAUGAGCGGCUCGCCCGGGGAGUAUGAUCUGGUUGUGGCUUGCAUCCAGCAGCGGCGAUUCAGCUGGAAUCCCAUUCUCCACAUGCAGCACUACUACUCCGUGGCGGAGGUUCUCAUGGCGCUCCAGCAGGUGACUCUAAAGAAGAUCCAUCACGCUCAAGCCAGCGAGAAGUUGCCAAGCUCUGGCAAAUUCUCGUUUCGAGGAUCGAGCUUCCAGCAAAACAAGGAUCUCCGCGAGCCUGCCAAGGAGGAUUCAUCCAGUAAAGAGGAACUACUCCUCGAAGAUCAAGCUUUGUCAAGAAAGGUGUCCACCUUGUCUGUGGCGGAGGAGGCUGCUAGUAAGUCUUCUCUUUCUGCGGCAAACCUUUCCUCCCCUAAGUUUAUUGUUGGAUUGGAAGACGUUGAAGGCGAACAGGUGAAUGUUCUUGAAGGACUGGAGGUGUAUGAAAAUGUCGCUGAUACUACUGAAUUGCUGGCUGCGGUGACUCAGUCCCACAUCGUGAAAAGUGGCGAAGGACGUAAGCGAUCGCGAUCGAUACAGUUUGGAACGAUACCAUCAGAAAUUAUCGCUGAAGAACAAGAGCAAGAACUGUCUUCCAUGCCAAAGGAGGAAAUUGUAGCAGAAGGUGGCGUUCCCCCGUUUUUGGAUUUUCUUCUCGAGCGCGUGCUCAAGCUACAAGAUAUUCCUCCAGAUAAAAGGCCAACCUCGUGCAGCAUUAGUGUGUUUGAGCCGGAGGAUUUUAUGCUCCUUCGUGCGUAUCAUAGUUUUGACCAACCAGUAUACAUGGUUUCAUUGUCUCGGUCCUUUCUGACUUUCGGUAGAGAUCUGUCCUUGUUGACAUUCAAAAGGAAUCUGGAAAUGAGAAGCGCCGGUAAACUAUUCAAUCUGACACUUGCUCCGGGGUCCCUCUUGGUGCUCCAGAGAAACAGCAAGGAACUAGUUCAGUGCGCGGUUUCUCCCUCCCAGAGCCGGCAAGUGCUGAUAGCUUUUGGAAGGCUGAAACCGCAGGUAGAUUCGUCUAGACCACAGGCUCGUCAAUCGUCAUCCACAAACGCACUGGCCAGGCUAUCUUCAUCUUUUCAGAGCCUCGAGUUUGGACGUGGAAUGUCACUGGGAACAGGGGUGUUUCUACCACCAAACGGGAUCGCGAAUCACACCCUCUCACCGCAAGUUAAUGGAUUCCAACGUAGACAGUCACCAGCUCAGUGAAAGCUUCCAUCACAGGGCUGCUCCAGGAAGCAUGGCGUCGCUGGUUAGUGUUCCUGGUGGUUUUUCCGGUGCAGCGGGAUGGGUUCUCGAUUCUAGAAUCAGGUACUUCGAGCAGGGGGUUCCACUUUUAUCCAGGAAGAGAUACUUUAGCCUCUGCCGACGAGGAAAGGGUGUUACUUAUGGAAGUAGCGUAGUGAUAGUGAGGGCGGACAAGCGAAGCAAUGCGCCAGAAGCCGAAGCGACGGACAAAUGGCUGAAGCUCCUCCCUGACAAGAAGUCGGCUUUGUAUUCUCACAGCCUUCCCUGCAUUGAGGCAUGGCUGAAGAGCUUGGGAUUCUUACAGUCGGCCGAGGAGAGAGCUUCGUGGGUGAUUGAGAGGUCGGAUUGGCACGCGCAAUUGUCUCUGGAGAUCACGGAGCUUCGUAUCAGGUGGCUUGUUGUCUCUUUGUUUUCUCUUUUCUUUUAUUGAUUUGCUUCCUACCUCUUGUUUUGGA
This is a messenger RNA of Selaginella moellendorffii, 1990 nucleotides long. RefSeq lists its product as uncharacterized. Gene Ontology annotation, biological process: mRNA catabolic process. The transcript is spliced from 9 exons. Gene Ontology annotation, molecular function: mRNA binding; demethylase activity. Bases 114 to 1496 code for a protein of 460 amino acids. The record is from RefSeq and is a predicted model, not a curated record. NCBI's taxonomy places the organism in Eukaryota, Viridiplantae, Streptophyta, Lycopodiopsida, Selaginellales, Selaginellaceae.